Messenger RNA from Megalops cyprinoides (Indo-Pacific tarpon), 3500 nucleotides. Its product is annotated as nuclear receptor subfamily 4 group A member 1-like. Gene Ontology annotation, cellular component: transcription regulator complex; nucleus. The record is from RefSeq and is a predicted model, not a curated record. NCBI's taxonomy places the organism in Eukaryota, Metazoa, Chordata, Actinopteri, Elopiformes, Megalopidae. The coding region runs from base 285 to 2045 and encodes 586 amino acids. Gene Ontology annotation, biological process: regulation of transcription by RNA polymerase II; cellular response to corticotropin-releasing hormone stimulus. The transcript has 8 exons. Gene Ontology annotation, molecular function: zinc ion binding; RNA polymerase II cis-regulatory region sequence-specific DNA binding; nuclear receptor activity.
AGGAAGGUGCUACAACAAGAGUUCUAAAGGAUGGCAGAAAGGUAGAGAGAAAUACUUUUGAUCACAUGGAAUACAGACAAAUUGCUUGAAAUUCUUAUUAAACUGGAUAUAAAAGCAGUGUUUGGAUUGAUAAUGAAACACUUCAUAAACAAAGACUAUCAAUCACCACCUUUUAUCAAAAAAACGUGUGGUGGAGUUGUUUCUCAAUAAUGGCAAUUAAGUUUUAUGAUUGACUGACUGUAACCGGCCAUACAGCUGGAAGUUCAACAGAGCGCGAUUGACCGAUGCACCUGCUACGGAGAAUGAGAAUGGAAAUGCCCUGUGUUCAAACUCAGUAUGGAACUCUGCCCUAUGACAACAGCUACUACAACACUGAAUUCCUGAGCCUCGACCACACCGCCAAGUUGGCCAUGGACAUCAGUAGUCAGCGGGACCAGCUGCCUGCCCCCUCCCUCCCCAGCAUUAACACACUAGUGGGCGGCUACAGUGGAGAGUUUGAUACAUACUCCUGCCAGAUUGCAACUUCCACCGCACCCACCUCCGCUGGCACCAGCUCAGGCCAGCAGUCACCCUUCGAGCAGGAUGACUUCCAGGUAUACGGCUGCUAUCCAGGUACAUUUGCCCUGAGCUACCUGGAUGAGACGCUAUCCUCCUGUGGUUCAGACUACUAUGGCAGCCCUGUCUCGGCACCGUCCCCCUCCACCCCUGGAUUCCAAACACAGCCUGCAUCCGCCUGGGAGUCUCCUUUUAGCCCUUACUCCCCUGGUCCUGGGUGCUGGGCACCCGAAAAGUCGGCCCUUCCCCAGCCGCCCUCCUUCUUCACCUUCAGCCCCACAGUGGAGCAGCAGUCCCCGCUGGGAUCUCAGCAGCCCCAGUUGAUGGAGCAGAACGGCUACGGCCAGAGUCGGCAGCACUCCUCACCCUUGCACUUUGCCCCACUGAGCCUGGACCAGGAGCCCCUGGACAGUCCCACACUGGUGGAGGGGCCCUUGACGUCGCCCAAAGUACGAACCCCAGGGGCUGGUGAGGGCCGCUGUGCGGUGUGUGGGGACAAUGCCUCCUGCCAGCACUACGGGGUGCGCACCUGUGAGGGAUGCAAAGGGUUUUUCAAGAGAACUGUACAGAAAAAUGCUAAAUACGUGUGCCUGGCAAACAAAGACUGCCCAGUGGACAAACGGCGGCGGAACCGGUGCCAGUUCUGCCGUUUCCAGAAGUGCCUAGCUGUGGGGAUGGUGAAAGAAGUUGUGCGAACAGACAGCCUGAAAGGUCGUAGGGGUCGCUUGCCCUCCAAGCCUAAGAAUGUGCAGGACGCUGGAUCAGCAGCUCCCCCAGUCAAUAUCAUUGCCUCCCUUGUCAGGGCACACAUUGACUCCAACCCUUCCAUGGGGAAGCUGGACUACUCCAAGUACCAGGAGACCGUGACCAGCCUAUCAGAGAAGGAGGAUGCCAGCGACAUCCAGCAAUUCUACGACCUUCUGACAGGCACGAUGGAUGUGAUCCGCAAGUGGGCAGAGACAAUCCCGGGCUUCACCGCCUUCUGCCAUGAAGACCAGGAGCUGCUCCUAGAGUCCGCUUUCGUGGAGCUGUUCAUCCUUCGGCUAGCAUACAGGUCGAACCCUGAGAAGGACAAGCUGAUCUUCUGCAAUGGUGUGGUGCUCCACCGCAUGCAGUGCGUGCGAGGUUUUGGUGACUGGAUUGACUCCAUCAUGGACUUCUCGCAGAGCCUCCACCGCAUGAACCUCGACGUGUCCUCCUUCUCCUGCCUUGCAGCCCUUGUCAUCAUUGCAGAUCGCCAUGGCCUCAAGGAGCCAAAGCGGGUGGAAGAGUUCCAGAACCGGCUAAUCGCCUGCCUCAAAGACCAUGUCACUAGCAACAGCAGCGACCCCAGCAGGCCCAACUACCUGUCGCGGCUCCUGGGGAAGCUCCCGGAGCUGCGGACACUGUGUACCCAGGGCCUGCAGCGCAUCUUCUACCUGAAGCUGGAGGAUCUAGUCCCACCUCCCCCCAUUGUGGAUAAAAUCUUCAUGGAUACCCUGCCUUUCUGAAAUAUGAUGAGAACAAGGGGAAAGGUUCAACUCGCAGAUGGCGCUAAGAAAAAAAACAUUAAAGAUGUAAAAUGGAACCUUGUUUCCAUAGCCUUAGGGAAAAUCAGGAUAUAAAUCUGUGAAACACACAGACACCCUCACCUAGCUUGUCCUGCCUCUUUGUGAUGCACCGCCUAAUGGGCAGCUUGUUCUGUUGCCAGACAAAAUGAUUCUAGAGAGACAACUGAAACAUCUUUUUCCCUCACCUUCUCAUUUAAAAAGUCACAUACUUUUUGUCACUGCAAGCCAUAGUGAUGGACAUUAAUGUUAACAUUUUUUUCUUUCUCUUCUGCGGAUUAUUCGUGAUGAUACAAAUGGAGAGAAGAAUGUUUAUCAACUUGAACAUUUACUCAUCCAGUUUUAUGUAUUUUUGUUUGUUUUUGGGGUUUUUGUGUUGGCUUUACAGCUGUGCAAGAAUGGUAAAUAUCUGCACACAUUGAGGAAUGCUGGAAGAGGGAAAUCAAAGAACACACAGCAUGACCAGCACCCAUCAAAGGGCAGGACCAUACCUCUGAAUGGUAUGCAGUAUUAAAGCACACAAGAGAGGGGUGAUAGGGCUCCUCUGUCCCAGGUCAUUCAUUGCCAGUUGAUGCACAGGUAGCACAUAUUGAGAUCCUAAGAACGAGCUGUUGAGGAGUCUCUUUCGUUUUACCAGUGGCCAAGUGGUCAGUCCCAUAUUUCAUUAUCAAACAAAGUCCUGCUCUCCGUCCAAGAUGUGAACAAUGCGUCAGGGGCAGUGUCUCUUAUCAUACCAUAAGCAUACAGACAGAAAAGGUCAAGGACCAAAAGGGGCCUGUUUUACAAGGAGUGAAGGGUUACUAACUCUGUUGGUGGAAAAUAAGCAUACUCUCCAUCCCAAUGAGGUGCCGCAAUACACAGUCGGUUCCCUGUAACACAGUAAGUAGCUGCUGGAUAGAAAAGCUCCAUCGCUGAACACACUGCUACAAGGAUCAAGUUCCUCUGUUUAAAGUCAUACAGAGUUCACAGCGUCACAGUGUAACGGCACCGUCACAGCCAUCUGUACUUAGUGCCUUACUGAGAGAACCUCAUGGAAGACUCUGUGCCAUUCAAUGAUACUGCAACCACAGUAUAUUAAAUACGAAUAGCACAAAACAUAAAAAUAAAAAAAUCCCAUUGGUGCUCUGCUGCCAGCGCAGUGUUAGAGACCAUGUGUCCUGGACAAUCUGUGUUCAAGCAGCAAUUUCAAGCGGCCACAUGUGACAAGUCACUCAUGUAAAUAUGGGACAAAACACAAUGGGUAAAGCUACUGUUAAUGUUACAAGUGUUGCCUUAUGAAUUCUGUAUUCUCCACGGGAAGAAUAUGCAUUUGUAUAUUAUUUGUUGUUGUUUUUUUUUUUCUAAAGAACCUUCAGUGGCUUUUCAAAGUCGCAAAUUACAAAAUGUGACAAAAAAAAA